GCGCGUUCGUUCCAUUUCAUUAUUCUGCGCCGUUAGUAUAAGCUGUGCGAUAAAGUUUUUGUGAUUUUGUUUUCAUCAUUUAUAAUUACUACGUCGCUUUGUUUAGAAACUGCAAUUAAUUUAGAAACUGAGUGAAUUGUGCUAGGAGUUUCCAUUUUUGAUGUAAAGUCCAUACAAACAGUUUGGACUUAUAGCUGGCUUCCAUUACCAUUUUGUCGUUAUUUACGAAAUUAGGCUUAACGAACUUGAAAUGUCUCGAUAUUCACGACCACCGAAUUCAUCCCUUUUUGUUCGCAAUGUACCUGAUAGUGCAAGACCCGAAGAACUUCGGCGACUCUUUGGCAAGUACGGUCCUAUAACUGAUGUUUAUAUUCCUCUGGAUUAUUAUAAUCGGCGGCCGCGUGGUUUUGCCUAUGUUCAAUUCGAAGAUAUCCGGGAUGCCGAAGAAGCGCUCAAUGAACUGGAUAGAAUUCGAUUUUACGGACGCGAAUUAGAAAUUGAAUUUGCUCAAGGUGAUCGAAAGACCCCUGCAGAAAUGCGUGGAAAAGAGAGGAAAAAUCGACGCUCGCCUUAUCGUGGUGGUGGAGGAUCAAGCCGGUAUGAUGACUACCGAGGUGGACGCAGAGGCCGUUCAAGAAGCAGGUCCCCAUACUAUCGAGAUCGCAGUCCCGGCUACAGAAAGAAGAGAUUUUCAGGGAGCCGAUCUCACUCCCGUUCCCGUUCUCGCUCCAAGGAUAGAUACCGUCGAAGUGCUACUCCACGAAGCGAUGCAUAAUCUCUCGUCUUCCUUCACUCGAUUAGAACUGUUUCCUUUAUGCUUCUUGCCACGAUUUACAUGUUUUGUUUCUUGAAUUGUGUAUUCAGUUCAUUGUGUAAAAUUCAUUUUAAUAUCAUUAAUUCAUAAAUAUGUAGUUGCUUUUCAUUAAAAUAAUAGAUUGUUUUUCAUAAA
Messenger RNA from Argiope bruennichi, 949 nucleotides. Its product is annotated as serine/arginine-rich splicing factor 10-like. The record is from RefSeq and is a predicted model, not a curated record. Bases 251 to 775 code for a protein of 174 amino acids. The transcript has a single exon. Gene Ontology annotation, molecular function: RNA binding. Lineage: Eukaryota; Metazoa; Arthropoda; Arachnida; Araneae; Araneidae.